This is a messenger RNA of Etheostoma cragini (Arkansas darter), 2636 nucleotides long. Its product is annotated as RNA-binding protein 39-like. The record is from RefSeq and is a predicted model, not a curated record. Gene Ontology annotation, cellular component: nucleus. Gene Ontology annotation, molecular function: RNA binding. Lineage: Eukaryota; Metazoa; Chordata; Actinopteri; Perciformes; Percidae. The transcript is spliced from 16 exons. Gene Ontology annotation, biological process: mRNA processing. The coding region runs from base 1145 to 2239 and encodes 364 amino acids.
UCAAAGGAUCAUCAUGGCUGAUGAUUUUGACGUUGAGGCCAUGCUGGAGGCUCCAUUCAGAAAGACUUCCCUAAUGAUAUCUCACCUCUACUCCCAUGAAUUCAUCUUUGAUUCCACUGUGAACUGUGAAAAAAAGGAAGGUAGUUAUUGUGCAUAUACUGAUGUACUGUGGUUCACCUUAGGACUAAAAGAGAUUCAACCUAGAACAUCCAAUCCCUAUUCGGUUGCAGCAAGGAGAAUGCCAAUGGUUGAUAAGCCCAUCUAUACUUGUCCAGCAUAGGAGGCAGUAUUCAGAUUUACGAUCUGCAUGCCAUCACUGUUUCAGAAUGUGCAGUCCUAUUACGUCAGUUUUAAACUCAGGUUCUGAGAUGGAAAACAAAUGUUUUACACUGCGUGGGGCUUGGAUGAAAAUGUAUCACUCUGUCACCCCAAAUUGCUCAUUAGUUAGAAUCAUGUAUGAAGUUAUAACAAAAAACAAUUUCCCAAAAUAAGGGAUACUGAGUUGUUUGUAUAAAUCUAUUACUGUUUUAAAUCCAAUAGUUAUAGUUUAACAGCAUGCUAGAAAAAUGCAGAUAUUGCAGAUUGUGGACCUUCAUUGUGCGAACACAUGAGCCAUAUCAUGAUUUUAUGGCAAAAAUACAGGGCAAGAUGUGUGACAGAGGUGGCAUCGAGCUCUUACAGUCCAAGAACGAAAAUGGGUGAAGAUCACUGGACUGACACCAACCACACAGGAUCUCUUUUAGUGGCCGUGGGCCAUGCGUGGUCACAUGAUUAGGCACAAAUAGUGGCAUUGGAUGAGAUCAAGUCCUCUCAUGCAAAUGGACAUGACGACCAAAACAAAAAGAAAAAGAGGAGCCGAAGCAAGAGCCGAAGCCCGGGCUCUAGGAGGAGAAGAAGCAGAAGCAAAGACAAAAAGAAGGGUAAGAAGAGGAGCAAGAGCAGAGAAAGAAAACGAAGCCGCAGCAGAGAGCGUCAUCGCAGCAGCUCCCGAAGCAAGGAGCGUUCUGGCCGGUACAGAGCACGCAAGAGCCCACUUCGGAAACGUUCCAAAAGUCGGAGCCCUGUAAAAAAAGAGAAGAGUCCCAUCAGGCAACCAAUUGAUAAUUUAACACCCGAGGAGAGGGAUGCCCGCACAGUUUUCUGUAUGCAGCUCGCUGCAAGAAUCAGAGCUCGAGACCUGGAAGAUUUCUUCUCAGCUGUUGGAAAAGUAAGAGAUGUGAGAAUGAUCUCAGACAGAAACUCCAGGAGAUCAAAGGGCAUCGCUUACAUAGAGUUUGUGGAGUCCUCUUCUGUACCACUGGCCAUUGGAUUGACUGGCCAGAGGCUUUUAGGAGUGCCCAUCAUCGUCCAGGCAUCUCAGGCAGAGAAAAAUAGAGCUGCAGCUGCUGCCAACAAUCUACAGAAGGGCAGCUCCGGUCCAAUGAGGCUGUACGUGGGCUCCCUGCACUUCAACAUUACUGAAGAAAUGCUUCGAGGGAUCUUUGAGCCUUUUGGAAAGAUUGAGGGAAUCCAGCUAAUGAUGGACAGUGAAACUGGACGAUCCAAAGGAUAUGGCUUCAUAUCGUUUGCAGAUGCAGAAUGUGCAAAAAAGGCCUUGGAGCAACUCAAUGGCUUUGAGCUGGCCGGACGUCCGAUGAAGGUGGGGCAUGUUACAGAGCGCUCAGACUCAUCGACGGCCAGCUCAUUCCUGGACAACGACGAACUUGAGAGGACUGGCAUCGACCUGGGAACCACAGGGCGUCUACAGCUAAUGGCUCGACUAGCAGAAGGAACUGGUCUGAAAAUCCCUCCCGCUGCUCAGCAGGCUCUACAGAUGACUGGGUCCAUACCCUUUGGAAACAUUUCUGCUCAAACCUCUGUUCCAACUCCAACUCCAAGCCAAGCCUUGAACCUCCCUUCACAGCCGUUGGCAACACACUGCCUUCAGCUGUCCAACCUGUUCAACCCACAAUCUGAAAAUGAUCCCAGCUGGGCGGUUGAGAUCCAAGAUGAUGUUAUUGAAGAGUGCAACAAACAUGGAGGAAUUGUUCACAUCUAUGUUGAUAAAAACUCUGCUCAAGGUAAUGUGUAUGUGAAGUGUCCCUCAAUACCAGCAGCAAUGGCCACUGUGAAUGCACUUCAUGGACGCUGGUUUGCAGGCAAAAUGAUAACGGCUGCCUACGUUCCCUUACCAACCUACCACAACCUUUUCCCUGAUUCUGUAACGGCGAAGCAGCUCCUAAUGCCGGCACGCCGAUAGUCUGACACUCGUGAAAGUCAGUGUAAAUACAUUGUUUGCCGUCAUUGAAACAGUCAUUGACAUUAGUUGGCUGUGUGUAAUAAAAUUUGCCUCAAGUUCAUGUGUUCAUCAUUGACAAUUAGGCAGGUAUUUUGAGUUGCUUAUCAAAUCUUUUUUGGUUUGUGUUGUAAACUACAGGUAUAUUGGUCUGUAUGUUUUUAAAAAUUCCUGUUCUGCUUGUUUAAAUCAAACUGUUUUAGAUUUAAAAUAAUUGCAAAGAGUUACAAAGCUGUUGGGUUAAUAGGCCUUAAAUGCCAAAAGUAUAUCAAUGUCACCAAUAAUCCUUUGUAACUUUUUACAGCCAUAAUUUCAUUUUUUGUAUGAAGGCUCCCAAUAAACUUUGGCAAAUUUGACAUUC